UAUAUAGAACGUCGGAGUGCGAAGAAGACAAGUACCCAUCAGCUGAAUCCCAUCGCUCACCACCACAAUCUACACACGUGCAGAGCUCGAUCGCCCACAGGUAUCCGUGAUGGAGAACAACAGGAGCAACCAGAACCAGCCACCGCCGCCGCCGCCAGGCUACCCGACGGCGGCCGCGGAGCAAGGCGGCGCGGCCGAGAAGAAGGCGCGCCGGGGCAGCACCACCUCCAGGGGCGAGAAGGGCUUCAUCGAAGGAUGCCUCGCCGCGCUGUGCUGCUGCUGGAUCUGCGAGAUGUGCUGCGACUAACCGGCCAGCACCCCGUGUUUGCUGGCGGGCACAGAGCGCCAGUGCCACUCAUGAAGAACGUAUACAGAUGAGGAGGGUUGUGUAUCGCUUAAUUUCAGUGUUUGUUGUUUUAGUCUACACAAAUAACUGAGGUGACUGUCUGUACCUGAAUAUUGUAGUACUGUAUAUGUAUCCGUGUUGGAUAUUGUGAUAUUCAUAUAUUUAC
Molecule: messenger RNA, 512 nt
Organism: Lolium rigidum
Lineage: Eukaryota; Viridiplantae; Streptophyta; Magnoliopsida; Poales; Poaceae
Product: protein CYSTEINE-RICH TRANSMEMBRANE MODULE 13-like
Exons: 3
Coding region: 110-307 (65 amino acids)
Cellular component (GO): plasma membrane
Source: RefSeq, a predicted model, not a curated record